Molecule: messenger RNA, 946 nt
Organism: Saprolegnia diclina VS20
Lineage: Eukaryota; Oomycota; Saprolegniomycetes; Saprolegniales; Saprolegniaceae
Exons: 2
Coding region: 31-438 (135 amino acids)
Molecular function (GO): nucleic acid binding
Source: RefSeq, a predicted model, not a curated record
CGAGCCGUUGGCACUUUGACGGUUGCCGCCAUGGAGGCCAAGGUCGAGACGACCGAGCUCCGCAGCGCAGCGCGCGGGACCAAGCGGGCGCGGACUGACGCGCACGUGAUCGCUUCGUCCAACGUGGGCUACCGCCUCCUCGAGACCAUGGGCUGGAAGGCCGGCGAGGGCCUUGGCCCGGAGAAGCAAGGCCGCACCGAGCCGGUCGCGACGUGCUGGAAGCGCGACCGCGCUGGCCUCGGCGCCGCGCCGCUCACGUACCGCGUGACCCACAUCGAGAAGCCACCGCAGCCGAUCGCACAGCAGCCAAAGCGGACGCCGGCCGAGAAGCGACAGCGCAAGGCGGCCAAGGCCCAGGCAGCGCAGAAGGAGCGCAUGUACGCGCAGGAGCUCUACUCGGACGACAUUCCCGAAGAGUACAUGGCGCUCUUCCGAUGAGCCUCCCAACAACAGAUUGCGUACGUCGACGGCGCCCAUGACUCUACUCCCAACAUGAUGACUUCAUUGGUAGUUGCUUCAUUCGCAGCCUUCGGCUGCCCGGCGCUUGGUCGCGUCGAGCAAAGCACUGGAUCGUCGCGCGCCGCCAUCACCGCCUAUACGACUGCAGUGCAUAGAGGUCGAUCCACCGUUCUGCGCUCACCAAGAAGGCGGCUCCGUGUCCUCUCGAUCCCACGUGUCGGAACGAGCCUCCCUCGUGAAGCCAGCAUUUGGUCGCAUGGACAGGAUCUUCCAUGAUGCGUCAUCCCAAACCUCUUUCGCCAUGGACAGACAUCGUUGAUCAGAGGAACGGCCGCGGCGAACGCAGGGCUAAUCGGGUGCAUCGUGUCGACAGGGAUCAUGAAGAUGCGCCAGCUCUUGACGUCGAGGACCACGAGCCGCUUGGCAUCGAGUCGCCACGUCAGCAGCCCGUCGAGAACAGCAGACGCACGGUCCACAUAGUAGACAU